AUGGAAACACCUAACGAUUCAGGAACAAAAAUGCUCUCCUAUUCAACUCUUGACCUUCAUAACAAGUAUCUGGAGAAAGCCGAUGAUGAUUUUUUCUAUCAUUUCGGAUUCGGGACGAAAAAUGUGCAUAUCCCUAAAUUGUUUGGAGAUACUAAGUUUAUCUGCACUGGCGGUUCACCAACGAGAAUGAAACUAUACGCUGAGUGGUUCUCGAAAGAAUGCGGUCUCCAAUGCAGCGAAAAUCUUUCAAGAAGUGAUCGUUUUGUUCUGUACAAAACUGGCAAAGUGGUGUGGGUUAAUCACGGCAUAGGAGCUCCAUCGCUAAGUACCAUUCUCGUUGAAAUGUUAAAAAUUAUGCAUCACGCUAAAGCAGAAGAUGUUACAUUUAUUCGUCUUGGAACUUCUGGUGGCGUUGGCGUUGAGCCAGGCACAGUCGUCGUUACCACGGCCGCAAUGAAUGGUGAACUUACUGAUAAAUACAAUCAAUGGAUUGACGGAACAAAGGUAGAGCGCGAUACCCGGCUUGACGAAGAUCUUCGCAAAAAACUUCUAGCAGUAGCUGCAGAAAAGAAAAUCCCUGUAGAAGCUGGUCUUACUCUAUGUGCUGAUGAUUUUUACGAAGGCCAAAUGCGUCUUGACGGCUUCUUUUGCGAGUAUGACCCGGAAGAGAAACUUGGCUUCCUUAAGAAGAUCUAUGAAAAAGGUGUACGAAACAUUGAAAUGGAAUCCACGUGCUUUGCGUCAAUGACAUAUCGUGCUGGUGUAAAAGCGGCGAUUGUCUGUGUGACACUGCUGAAUCGCAUGAAGAGUGACCAAGUGAAGAUUAGGCAAGAUCAAUACAUGGAAUUUGAGGAACGACCUUUCCGUUUGGUCACUGCAUUUAUUAGAAAACAACUUGGAUACUGA
Necator americanus (New World hookworm) is the source of this 906-nucleotide messenger RNA. RefSeq lists its product as uncharacterized. NCBI's taxonomy places the organism in Eukaryota, Metazoa, Nematoda, Chromadorea, Rhabditida, Ancylostomatidae. Gene Ontology annotation, biological process: uridine catabolic process; nucleotide catabolic process. The record is from RefSeq and is a predicted model, not a curated record. Bases 1 to 906 code for a protein of 301 amino acids. Gene Ontology annotation, molecular function: uridine phosphorylase activity. The transcript has 7 exons. Gene Ontology annotation, cellular component: cytosol; cytoplasm.